Haliotis rufescens (red abalone) is the source of this 3032-nucleotide messenger RNA. RefSeq lists its product as uncharacterized. The transcript has 3 exons. The coding region runs from base 165 to 1493 and encodes 442 amino acids. Lineage: Eukaryota; Metazoa; Mollusca; Gastropoda; Lepetellida; Haliotidae. The record is from RefSeq and is a predicted model, not a curated record.
ACGGGUUGUUUACAUCUGUCUUUAUAGUUAGAGACUGGCCCCCCUCCCCCGGGGCACCCAACAAGGAAGUUUCGUCUAAAUUUCCCAACUAGUUUCUCUCUCUCCAUUAUGCAGUCCCGGAAAUAUUUCGACACGAGCCCUGUACGUCUGUAAAAUGACAUCACAUGCGAUGUACACUUGGCGCGAUGGCAACGACGGCCGCUUCAGCUCCGCCUGCAGAUGAUACAGGAAUACCAAGUGAGGUGAAGCUGGCUCUGCCUGUAGUGGCAGGGGGUCUGGCCAUCUUCGUCAUUCUCCUCGUCCUCAAACGGUGCGGGUAUUGUGACAGGAUGUGUAAAAGAAAGAAGACGAGGAAGAUGGAGAAGGAAGACAUAGAGAUGAGGACAAUGUUGCCUCCUCCCAUGCCAUUUUCAAGCCAAACACGCACCAACGGCGGCCAUUUGUUGCAACCCCUCCAUGUGGACAGUCGCGAUGGGUCUCAAAACCGUGGUCAUUACAGUUCUCACGUAAACAGAGCUCUGCCGAGUACCCCAACACCGCUACCCUGCCCCCCGAGGCACAGAGACUCUCACACCCUUCCCCCUGACGGCACUGACGUCGUGAGCGCGGGCUACAAUGCCAUUGAUGACAGACAGUUGAUACACCAGAGUCAACGUAGAAGCAGACUCGGUAACCAUGGCUACGUGACAAUGUCGUCAGGUAAAGCUGCUUCUUGUUGCAAGAAAAUACCAAAGGCCACCUACAUCACCGCACAACAUGACUCCAGUGUUCCUGUCAACGUCUGUGCUCCAAUCUUGAGGACACACACGGAAUCCGAGUGCAGAGAACAGUACCGCCAUCGCUUUAGUCUAUUGUCAUUAAAUCACCAAUGGAAUCCAGACGUACGAGACCACAGAGCCGAAACUGUUCCAUCAGCUGUUCCUCUCACGAAGAUUUAUUCAAAUUCCACCCAUUCUCUGCCAGAUAGACUGAGGUGUACAGAGAUACCAAUUGGACCUUUCGUUUCAAGAGACACGCAGAAAGAACCAGAUAUGGAUGAGGCUAUUGCACAAACGAUAGCGAGCGAAUCCUUUGAAAACAUGGCGUCCUUCGCAGGUGCAUGGUGGCAUGCACAACCUGAAGAUACUGAAGAUGGAAAGGAUGCACCACAUUUGCCAAAGAAGCGUUGUCAGUCACUGCCGCGCCAUAUGCACGCUACGGGAGCUACCUACGUUUCCAUGACAACUCGGAAACUACCAAGAUCACAUACAAUUGAAGGGGAGUAUGUGACACUGCCCCCCUUGCACUGUCGACGCCCCUACGACAGCUAUAUAACCAGCGGCCAGAAGAUGAGGGGUCAGUCAUUACGACUGUCCGGGCAACAUGACAAGAAAUUUGCAGCGCUUGGUCGCCCCUGUCCCGUCAGGAAGGAUCCACACAUGUCACUGCCUCCUCCAGCUCCGUGUGUGAUGUCCCACGACUACAUCAAUGCAAAGACAGCCUCGCACUUCUAGGACACGCCAAGGUGAUUAUUUGCUCUUCAGAUUGCCUAUCCUAUCCACAGAGGACAAGCAAACAUUGUCGAUAAUUUACGAAAAUUGACUAUUUUCGUGUGUAGAUGACUGUAUCCCUCAUAACACAUUAAUAUACAUGUGUAUUUUAGAUCUCGGUUUCGUAGACAUGCUAUUUUUGCCUACAUUCAUUAUUGUGAAGCCAAUUUUGAGACGAGACUGGAAAUAAAGGAACUGGAUCUGAUAAUAGGGAAAGCUGUUCCAGAGGUGCAGCGAUUCUGACUUACCAAUUCCACACUUCUCAGAAUGACGUCAUACGAUUGUUUCUUGAUUACAUAUCAUUAUGUAAAGGUAGCAUUAAUAUUGUGUAUACUAUAUUAUUCCGACUUAUAAUAACCCACAAUACAGAAAUUAUGCACACUUUUUUAUAUUUUACGGUUCACGGUUUCUUUGCUAACCAAUUUGCUUGUGUAGGUCGAAAUGAAAGUGAAACUACCUUUGUGCACCUCUAUAGUCAUUUUUUUUAUUUGGCAUGACGUUGUUUUCUUCCCGGAAUAGUGGGAACAAAUGUUGUCCAUGUAUUUUUUAAGUGCAUUUUAUGUAACGUUUGAUUUUUCGAGGCGUGUUUUUAAAUCACUCCAAGACAGCGCAGUAGGACUAAUCAAUACAUCUUCAAAUUAUUAUUUGUUUUUCUGAUUGUUUUGGCACCUGUCAGUCGAAUCCGUGACCGAAACAUACACUAAACUAGCUAUUAUAUUGCAUAUAUUCCAAGCAUGAACUCAUCAAGUGUUUUUUAUAUGUCUAACAACAGGAAACAGUUUGUGCGUGUUGCACAGAGAUUGACAAUACAGAGCGUAGCCCAUUGCCAAUCUGGGUCUGGACGUUGUAAUCCAUACCCUUCUGGGUGGUUGGUCGCGGGAUAGCCGAUUGGUUAAAGCAUCGCUCGUAACGUCGGGGGCCGGGUUCGAUUCCCCACGUACGUGGGUAAAUUGUGGGAAGCCCAUUUCUGGUGUUCCCCGACCUGAUAUUACGAUAAUAAUGCUAAAAGGUUGCCAGUCACGGCUAGACUGAUACCCACAUUAGGUCUUGAGUUAGAGCAUACAAAGUUAGUUUUGGAUAAUUUUAGUAGAUAUUUUUGUACUGUAAAUAGCUGUAGGACUUACACAUUAAUGUCACGAGGAAACCAUAUGGACUUUUAAUUGUCAUAUGUGCAAGUGUACAUAUGGUUUGAAUCAUUUUUUUAGAACUGACAAAUGGCUUGAUCGUGAUAUGCCCUAAGAUUUACACUGAAACCUCCUUAGUCCGGACGUAGUUAAUCCGGACACCCGACCUCCAGACAGCCUUGACAGGUACGUGUCCUGCCAAGGCACAUUACGCGGUACCAAUGAUUCGUUUAUCCGGACAUUUUAAAUUCCGGGCGCUGUCUCUUGGAAUGGCAGUGUCCGGAUUAACGAGGUCUCACAGCUAGUCUCAUUCAUGUUCUAACAGUGUCUGAGAGAUGUUUGUAUUUUCGCGUGAAUAAAGUAUAUGUACUAAUGGUAA